This is a messenger RNA of Ipomoea triloba (trilobed morning glory), 718 nucleotides long. RefSeq lists its product as uncharacterized. Lineage: Eukaryota; Viridiplantae; Streptophyta; Magnoliopsida; Solanales; Convolvulaceae. The transcript is spliced from 2 exons. Bases 158 to 562 code for a protein of 134 amino acids. The record is from RefSeq and is a predicted model, not a curated record.
CUAUGUAUACAGGGUUAGUUAACAAAAGUAAUCACAUCUUUGAUCUUUCCUUCCUAUAAAACAUAGACUUUCUCAAGUCCUAUGAAAUUUGCAUUACUCUCCACUUAUAGCGAUAGCUCGUAUCUGCGCCGUCAGUUUUCCGGUAAAUCUUCAAGGCAUGAAGUUCUUGUCGGAACUCGGAGCUUGUUGGGGCGGCGCUACGAUAACGCCACCGCCGCAGACGCGGACUGCCGACAACCUCCAGCAACCGGAGACGGCCGCCGGGAGUCAGAACCGCGCCGCCACGAGGCAUGAGUCACGCAGGCAGGUACGAAGCAUAAACGCAACGAACGUAGUAGCCAACUGGAAACCGGAAUUGCAUGACAUCAGCGAAGAAAAGGUGUUGUCUGAUUCUGAUUUGGAAGGGAGAAUUCACGGCGUUGCAGGUCGGACGGUUAAGAAAUCGUCGGCGAAAAUCAAACCUAGUUCUACGUCGACUAAGGUUUCAAUGCUCGGCGAGGGUUUCCGGAAAUCAUAUCGAAUUGCCAUGAAUGGUUUCGUUCCAUCGCCAUACAUGAUAUGAAUUGUAUUGGAUGCACAUCAGUAGUCUUUUGCUAUUAUAUAUUCAGCUUAUAUGUAUAUGGAUCUUUGAACACUUAACAGCCUCUCCUUUUGUGACCUUUACUUUUAUUGUAAACUGCAAUAUUUGGGAAUGAAGAGAUUGAGUUGGAGUUGACAA